Molecule: messenger RNA, 702 nt
Organism: Vitis riparia (riverbank grape)
Lineage: Eukaryota; Viridiplantae; Streptophyta; Magnoliopsida; Vitales; Vitaceae
Product: NADH dehydrogenase [ubiquinone] 1 beta subcomplex subunit 8, mitochondrial
Exons: 4
Coding region: 42-419 (125 amino acids)
Source: RefSeq, a predicted model, not a curated record
AGGGUUUCACUUGUUCAUAGAGGAAAAUCUAAUACAAGAAAAUGGCAGGGAGAUUGAGCAAUGUAGCAUCAAGGAUCAUGGGCGGAAACGGAGUUGUUUCUCGUUCCGUGGCUUCUUCUCUUUGUCUUCGCUCCGGCAUGGGCCUCCCUGUUGGCAAACACAUCGUCCCCAACAAACCACUUCCUGUAAAUGACGAGCUGAUUUGGGACAACGGGACUCCAUUCCCCGAACCCUGUAUAGAUCGCAUUGCUGAAACUGUGGGAAAGUAUGAAGCAUUAGCUUGGAUGUGUGGAGGUUUGAGCUUUUUUGCGUCCCUUGGACUGUUGGCCGUGUGGAAUGAUAAAGCCUCUAAGAUACCGUUUACACCUAGGGUCUAUCCAUAUGAUAACCUGCGAGUGGAGCUUGGUGGAGAACCUUAGAUAUAUCUGGUGCAAAAAAGUGCAUGAACAUUGUUGUUACUCAUGUGUUCUCUUGUCCAUUUGUUUCUCUGGUGUUGGUAGUGUCAUUGGAAAUAAAGGAUAACUGCAGGCUCUAGCUGAAAUUAACCUGUCCAAACAUAAUUUUUAAUGUGAUUCUCAUUAGAAGUUUUAUAAUCUCAUGUUUUCUUUAUCCAGUUAGAAUGAUCUUGUAUGCCUUAAUAUCUUCCAAUCAAAUUGGCUCUCUAACAAGAUGCCCAACACACCAUUGGAAGGGGAGUGUCAA